Parnassius apollo (apollo) is the source of this 588-nucleotide messenger RNA. Lineage: Eukaryota; Metazoa; Arthropoda; Insecta; Lepidoptera; Papilionidae. The record is from the annotation of a GenBank genome assembly.
AUGCAUUUAAACGACGAAUACUUUUCAUUCGAUUCUCAUGUUCGUGAGCCAAAAGAAUAUACUGCAAAUAGAAACGGAACAGCAAUUGUCAUGAAGUUCAGAAGCAAUGAAAGUCGGUGCAAUCACCUGAAAAUAGUUUUGGGAGUGCUAAACCAACGAAAUUUGCAAUAUUCUAUUACUGCUGUUAACGCAACUACAGCAGAAAGAGAGUCUAUUAAACUACUUAGUAAUGUAUCCAAUACUAACAUUUCAGAAACUGAUUUCGACGGGAACAUUCACGAAGGUCAAGUAGUUACUAAAUCUCUUGUACCAAUCGAUUCAGCAAUACCAUCUUGUAGUGCCGGAAGUGGCAAAACCUUCAUAUUAAGGUUACUUGUUGAACAAAUAAGUCGUCUAGCGCACGACAAUUACGGAAAAAGUGUAAUUGUCACUGCACCCACUGAUGUAGCAGCUACACUUAUUGAGGGUAGCACUUUACACGCGACUUUUGCAUUACCGAUAGAAAAGGGUAGAAUGGAAGCUUUGAGACCGAUGGCUGGAAAGAGACUUCAACAGAACGUCAAAAGUGGCGUCAUGUACAUGAGAUGA